Molecule: messenger RNA, 1221 nt
Organism: Emiliania huxleyi CCMP1516
Lineage: Eukaryota; Haptophyta; Isochrysidales; Noelaerhabdaceae
Exons: 4
Coding region: 1-1221 (406 amino acids)
Source: RefSeq, a predicted model, not a curated record
AUGGCACCAUCGAUACGCCCAGGCGCGCAAUGGCUCGACACCGCCGGAACGCCGAUCGACGCUCACGGCGCCGGCCUCAUGCUCGACACCGACGGUCGGAUCUGGUGGUACGGCAGCCAGCGCCAGGGCCACCCGUGCAAGCUGUGGAACUGUCGCGACGGCGGUAUCAACGCAUACAGUUCAUCGGACCUCUAUGCGUGGCGCUUCGAAGGCCUCGUCGUGCCAGCGUUCAACGACACCAACCCGCGAUACACGCGGAAUGGGCUGCUCCUCGAGCGGCCCAAGGUGGUGCGCUGCACCGCCAGGCGCGACUACGUGAUGUGGGUGCGCGGCACGGCGCCGCGGAACGAGCCGCAAGCGCUCGCCGUGCUGCGCGCCGACGCACCGGCGGGCCCGUGGCGGCUCGUGCGACAUUUCCGCCACCUCGGGCCGCGUAAGCUCUACCAGUACGCGGAUGCCACGCUCUUCCAGGACCCGCGCGACGGCGCGACGUACGUCUACUGGCGCACGCAGGUGUACCCGGUGCGCGACCGACGGCUCGGAUUCCACGCGAUGCGGCUGAGUGACGACUGCGCCGACACGGUCGACGGCUCUGACACGCAGAUCUUCGUCAGUGCGCACCACGAGGCGCCUGCGGUCUUCUUUGCGCCACCGUCCGUCGCGCGCAGCGCCGCCGGCAACAACGGCGAUGGCACAUACUACCUCUGGACGGGCGGCACCAACGGCUGGCGGCCGGCGCCGGUCCGACUGCACCGCGCCUCGUCGCCACUCGGCGCUUUCAACGGCUCUGAGCUCGCGCCGCCCAUGCCCGAGCCGCGCAUGCCGGGCAACGCGCCGCCCGCGCAGCCGGGCGCGUGGGCCUUUGGCAGCCAGUGCACGUUCUUCGUCUACGUGGCAGACCGGUGGGACACGCUCAAGGCGCACUUUGGACGAUACGUGUGGCUGCCGCUGUACGUCGACCCGCUCGACGCGUCGCGCGUGCUCGUGCGCUGGGCGAGCGAGUGGCGGCUCGACGAGGAGUGCUCGCCUUUCGUCACGCCGCCCGACGGCUCCGACCCGCUGGCUGCGUGUGGUUGGCACAACAGCUCGGUGGAACGCCUAAAGGUCGUGCGACCCGCAGAAGUGCGGCAAAAAGUGCUGCGAGAAGCGGCGGAGCGCGUCGUCCGGGCGGAACCGAUGAUCGCCCCGCAGUCCCAGCAAAAUUGCGCUUGGCCGCAGUGA